Messenger RNA from Dentiscutata erythropus, 1674 nucleotides. The record is from the annotation of a GenBank genome assembly. NCBI's taxonomy places the organism in Eukaryota, Fungi, Glomeromycota, Glomeromycetes, Diversisporales, Gigasporaceae.
AUGCUUGAGAUCGUGACUUUGCAAUUUGGCCAUUUUUCUAAUUAUGUUGGUGCGCACUUUUGGAACAAUCAAGAGGAAUAUUUUUCAUUUGACACUGGUCAACAUGCUCAAGAAAUCGAAGUUCUUCAUGAUACUCUCUUUCGUGCGGGCGUUACUCAAAGUGGAAUCGAAACUUAUACUCCACGAUUGAUGGUUUAUGAUUUGAAAGGUGGAUUUGGUUCUAUUAAAAAGAUGAACAGGCUUUAUGACGAGAUUUCAGAUUAUCAGAAAGAUUGUAAUUGUGUAUCUGCAUCUCGCUUCCACGAUCUAGUUGUUAGGAAUUGGAAGUCUAAAACUUAUGCACAGACUCCUUAUCCGAAGAAUGAAUAUUUGCAAAGUUUGGAAGAAGAGGAAGAAAAGGAUCUUUCCGCUGAAUAUACAAACAAUAUGGAAAUUGAUUCUACAGAAAGAAUUUUUGAUUUGGAUGAGACAGUGAAAAUGUGGUCUGACUUCAACAGAAUUUACUAUCAUCCAAAGAGCAUCAAUACCAUUUCCAAUUAUCAGUUUGAUGAUGAGCUUAUGCCUUUUGACGUCUUUUCUUAUGGGAAAAAUGCGUACCUUAGCCAACAAAAGGAAGAAGAUUCUUUUGAAGAAAAUUUUAGAUUUUUUACAGAAGAAUGUGAUGCAAUACAGGGAUUUCAAGUAUUGACAAACAUCAUUGACGGAUUUGGAGGAUUUACAUGCAGUUUCAUUGAACGACUGCGUGAAGAAUAUCCAAAGACACCCGUUAUUAGUUUUGGUAUUACCGAUGGUCAGGAAUGGUCACCAGUAGGACAUCAUAGAUAUUUUAAGCAAAUCAUGAAUUCAUCUCUCAGCACCAUCUAUCUUUCAGAGCUAUCGUCGUUGUUCAUUCCUUUGAAUGUUCACACAAAUCUUUUAAGACAUGGCUCAACCAAAUUUAUUCAACCGACUAUAAAUUUGCCAUAUCAUUCAAGUUGUGUUUUAUCCGCUGCAAUUGAAACAUCCACAUUUCCUUUUAGAUCACGUCGUAAUACUAUACAUAUGCAUGAUUUUGUUACUCGACUCAACUGGCAUGGAAACACAAAAAUAGGAACUCUUGGCUUCGCAUUUCCGUUACCAAUGAGUGUAUAUGGUGACAUAGAUACCCAAACGCUAUUGCCCAAUGAUGAUCGUAGUGUUUUAAAUGAUCUCUCACUUCCUCCUGAGCCUCAUACGUCAAAAAUUUACGGACAGUCUGUGGUAGUAAGAGGAAUUCCUGAUGAAUUUCGCGCAGUUUCAGGGAUCGAACAAAAGAAAUCAUCUGAUGUUAUUUCUGAUAUGUUCGGACGCUUUCAGUCUCUGGGGAGUUAUAGUAAUUCUUUUUUUUCAACUAAUGUUUUCUAUCCUAUUCCAAAUUCCUUCCCCAAUAUAUUCAAAAAUUUGAAUUCUGAUGGAUACAUUGACGAGUCGGCAAAGUUUAUAGACACUCGUCAAAUUCAUUUUGUACCAACUUUGUCUCAUCUCACCAUAUCCACCAGAGUUCACAAGCUUUUGCAGAAUUAUAAAACUGAGCUUCAAAAGGUCAAUUUCAAUUUUUUUCCAGAAUUUGGUGAAGGUAGUGAAGGUUUAUCUUCUGAUGAUUUCAUAGAAGCGAAGGAAUUGUUAAGCAAUCUUUGUGAAGUUUAUGAAGAUUAG